AUGUUCAUACGCAGCCAAAACGGGGUGAGCAGUUGGGUGACACUCAAGCAAGCAUUGUGUAUGGAAUUCGGCACAGCUGCUUCAUCGUUCGAAGUUCAUCGAUUGCUGAAAAAUCGUCGAAAACGCCAGAAUGAAGACUACUUGGAGUACCUCUACAGCUUGAUGGAAAUCGGAGAAUCGUUUAUAAGUUUAAACUAUCAAUCCCGUCUAUCAACGUCGUUCAUCUGCCGGACUAUACCAGAGGUGUGUGAAGCAAUUUAUGGGAAGUUGAAAGAAUCGUUUUUGCAGGUACCAAGUAACGCUUUAGAAUGGGAACUCAUAUCCAAGGAUUUUGCUAUAAAAUGGCAAUUUCCAAACUGUCUGGGUGCUUUGGACGGAAAGCACAUUAACUUUCGAGUCUCGCGUACGCAAGGUGCUUUCUAUCACAAUUACAAGGGCACCAACAGCAUAAUUUUAUUGGCUCUUGUUGAUGCCCACUGCCGAUUUUUAUUUGUGGAUGUAGGAACAAAUGGACGUGCAAACGAUGCCGGUGUGCUACAACGAAGUCCACUCAAACAAAUUCUAGAAAACGAAGAAAGCUUGCCACGAGACUCUGCAGUGGGUAGAAGACGUAAUUUGCCGUACGUCGUCGUAGCGGAUGAUGCUUUCCCUCUACAGAGACACAUUAUGAAACAUUAUCCAUAUCAUACGAACAACAAAAAGAAGCAAAUAUAUAACUUACGUUUAUCACGAGCAAGACACGUCGUAGAGCAUGCUUUUGGCAUACUUUGUAAUAGAUUCCGUGUUUUUUUAACAACUAUGAACGUAAAGGUUGAGACAGUUGAAAAAAUCACUUUGGCGUGUAUCGUGCUUCACAAUUUUCUCUUGCAAGCUGACCAUAAUUACAUAAAUUCCUAUACUUCGAAUAGCAGUACUACGCUGAGUACUGCUUCAGAUGGGCCAUAUAAUCCACGUAAAGGAGAAGCCGAACGCAUUAGACAGGAUUUUACUGAAUACUUCUGCGAAGAAGGCAAAUUAGACUGGGUUAAUCAGAAGUUAAAUUAA
This is a messenger RNA of Rhagoletis pomonella (apple maggot), 1044 nucleotides long. RefSeq lists its product as uncharacterized. The record is from RefSeq and is a predicted model, not a curated record. Lineage: Eukaryota; Metazoa; Arthropoda; Insecta; Diptera; Tephritidae. The coding region runs from base 1 to 1044 and encodes 347 amino acids. The transcript is spliced from 3 exons.